AUGGGAGUUAGAGGGAGCUCAGUGUUAGCAAUGUUGGUGCUUGGCGGCAUCUCAGCUGAAACUGAAACUGAAGGCAUAUUAGGAACAACACCAACUCCAUUUGAAUACGGUGAUAAUAAGGCAAUUGGAUUGAAAUGUGGCAGGUAUGUGUCACGCAUUGGGCCAAAGGAAUCGCCAUCACAAGCCUGCUGCCAAUCCCUGGAAGAAUUCACAUCACUGAAUAUGUACUUUUGCAUCUCUUUCCCUUUGCAGGUUAGAUUGCAUGUGGAGGUGCCAUCAUUGGUAUGUGAGGAUUGUUACAAGAGGGUCAUAGCAGAGUUUAUGAAGCAAGCAAAGAUCCCUGGAUUUCGCCCUGGAAAGAAAGUUCCAGAAAGCAUUCUUAUUAGUUACGUUGGGAGUCAAAAUGUUCAGAAGGCUACUAUUGAAUCUAUAUUGAGGAGGACACUCUCACAUGCUAUGACAUCGGUUACUGGAAGGGCUUUGCAGGAAUCAGUACGAAUAGUGACUAAGUUUUCUGAGAUGGAGGAGACAUAUUCUUCUCUUGGGUCUCUUGGAUAUGAUGUCCUUGUUGAUAUUGCACCAGAAAUCAAAUGGAUUCCCGAUAAUAAUGCAUACAAAAAUUUAAAGAUUGUUGUUGAGAUGGAUAGUGAUAUAGAUGCUCACACAGCAUCUGAACAAGAAUUUAGAAGGCGUUAUAAAUCCAUUGGUGCUCUGAAAGUGGUUACUGACAGGGCUACAGGUGACUAA
Messenger RNA from Glycine soja, 747 nucleotides. Its product is annotated as trigger factor-like protein TIG, Chloroplastic. The coding region runs from base 1 to 747 and encodes 248 amino acids. The record is from RefSeq and is a predicted model, not a curated record. Gene Ontology annotation, molecular function: protein folding chaperone; peptidyl-prolyl cis-trans isomerase activity; ribosome binding. NCBI's taxonomy places the organism in Eukaryota, Viridiplantae, Streptophyta, Magnoliopsida, Fabales, Fabaceae. Gene Ontology annotation, biological process: protein unfolding; 'de novo' cotranslational protein folding; protein transport. The transcript is spliced from 5 exons.